Penicillium oxalicum is the source of this 2055-nucleotide messenger RNA. Its product is annotated as putative C6 transcription factor. Gene Ontology annotation, cellular component: nucleus. The transcript has 5 exons. Bases 1 to 2055 code for a protein of 684 amino acids. Gene Ontology annotation, biological process: DNA-templated transcription. The record is from RefSeq and is a predicted model, not a curated record. NCBI's taxonomy places the organism in Eukaryota, Fungi, Ascomycota, Eurotiomycetes, Eurotiales, Aspergillaceae. Gene Ontology annotation, molecular function: DNA-binding transcription factor activity, RNA polymerase II-specific; zinc ion binding; DNA binding.
AUGUCGCCAGCUACCUUGCAGGUCACUCCGUCCACAAAGCUACCCUCGUCCGGGUUCAAUGCCGGGGCGCGACCCUACCGAUCACACAAGGUGCGCGCCUGCGACUUGUGUCGGAAACGCAAGUCCAGAUGUACAGUUGACAUUCCCGGUCAAUCGUGUCUUCUGUGUCGCGUCCAAGGGGCAGACUGCCACUACCAGGAAGAGCAGAAUGGGGACUCGGCAACGUUAAACGCAACCGAGACCAAGCCGUGGUCGGGAGUGCCUCCAAUUGAACCUAUCUCGGGCCAGAAACGCAAGCGCUCUCCCGAGAAUCUCAGUCCCUCCCGUCAAUCUAUCAAUGGUCCGAGCCCGCAGGGCACAACCUCUUCUGGGCGCCGCGGCAGCGACGCGCGGCGGAAAGAGGAAGAUCCCCAUAACGAGUCGGUUCUGAUUGUCGGUCCUAUGGUGGCAGAGGAUGCGCAGGUAAUUGAGCAGCACAUGCCUCCCGAAAGAUCCAGCCUCUCCGAAGAGCCAAAUAGUCAUCCGUACAACAUUUAUUCGAGCGAUCCACGGAAGCCCGUCCUGUAUACGACGAUCUCGAGGCGAAGAAAGGGUAUGCGACGGGGCGUGCCACCCGGUGAGAAUCAGCGGGAAGUUCUGGAACAGAUUCUUGGGCCUUUCAAACAGGACCUUGUCAGACUCUUCAUCGAUCGUUUUAAUGUCGCAUUUCCAAUCUUUGAUGGUGAGCAGUUUUGGGAGUCAUAUACAACAGAGGGGAUGGAAGAUCCUCCUGCCUCGUUGAUCUGCCAGGUCUACUCCAUGUCACUUGUGUAUUGGAAACACACGCCCAAGCUUUCGUGCCAUCCGAAGCCGGAUGUGCGGUACGCCAUCAACAUGACAGUGGCUGCGUUGCACGAAGAAUUUUCCGCUCCUGGCUUGUCCACGAUUAGCGCCGCUCUGAUCGAUCUGACUGGAAGACCCAUCUUUUCUAUGACUGGGAACGCAAUCAGCUGUGGGCGAAUGCUGUCUUUGGCGAACUGCCUCGGACUAAAUCGGGAUCCAAGCCAGUGGAAAUUGUCACAGUCAGAAAAGAACCAACGCGUCCGUCUUUGGUGGGGAGUGGUCAUCCACGAUCGAUGGGGAAGUUUCGGUCACGGCGUCCCACCGCAAAUUUCCAAGACGCAGUACGACGUACCUUUGCCAACCGUGGACAGUUUGGUUCCUUCACACCUUCGGACUACGGAGCGUGUGAGGGCUGCUCACUGCCAUAUCUUCUUGUGUAAAUUGACAGAGAUUCUGGGUGAACUCCUACCGUUGGUGUAUGGCCUUCAAGCAAAGCCAGCACGCGAAAGCUCCAAAAAGAUCAGGCAAAUACGCACCGACUUGGAUUCCUGGGAGGACUCUCUUCCCGAAUGGCUCAGAUCACCUCAUACCAAUCGCGGAGAAACCCUGGCUGCGUCUAGCAGCUUACAACUCGCUUUCCUGGCGGUCAAGAUGCUCGUCAGCCGUGUGGAACUGAAUGAGGUCAACAACGCAGAUACGGACAAUCCGGAGGCUCGUCGCUACUUUCAGACCGAAUGUCGCCGGUCCGCAGAGGACAUUGUUCGGUUCAUCACUUCCCUAAGAAAGGAGAAUUUCAAAGAAUUCUGGCUACCUUACAGUGCAUUUCAUCUCACAUCCACGGCCACGCUCCUGGUGCGCUGCGCCCUUGAAACCAACGAUUCUGAAGUGGCUCGAUCAUGCUUGACAAAUGUCGAAACUUUGCGCAGUGUCCUCCGCCGUGUACGGGAAGAAGAUGACUGGGACGUAGCGGACAUGUGUCUGGACCACUGCGAGCGAAUCAUGCACCGGCUUCCUGGUACCGGUGCAACCGUCGAUCAGCCAAUGACUGCUGCGAUGACCGAAAAUGCCCUGGUCAAUCCAGCUGCAAUCUCAUUGCCGGAGACGCAAACCAACAAUGAUAUAGUAGACGACAUGAUGUCGAUAUCAAAUACGUUUGGGACAAUGGAUGGCUUCCCCUUCGAUAUGACAGGAAUAUGGGAUGUCUCCGUCUUCCAAGACGUUAAUUUGUCAUGA